Molecule: messenger RNA, 4115 nt
Organism: Teleopsis dalmanni
Lineage: Eukaryota; Metazoa; Arthropoda; Insecta; Diptera; Diopsidae
Gene: sno
Product: protein strawberry notch
Exons: 13
Coding region: 4-4062 (1352 amino acids)
Biological process (GO): regulation of DNA-templated transcription
Cellular component (GO): nucleus
Molecular function (GO): chromatin DNA binding; histone binding
Source: RefSeq, a predicted model, not a curated record
GGAAUGCCAGCAUAUUCAAGUGGUUCUACAGGAGCCACAUCAGCAGGUUUGGCUGGCUUAUCAAGCGCUGUACUCGGCGCUUAUAAUGCCAAUGCACUUAUGAAUUUAGGUGCUGGUUUCGGUAAUACAGUUAAUAAUAGUACAGGUAGUGUUCUGACCACACCAGCAACUACAAUUUCUGGUGUUGGUGGAACCAAUACAAAUAUUUCCACUACCAUUGCUAAUGUCGUCAAUUCCGUUAGCAAUCACAUGGGUGGUAGCUAUUAUCCCACUAAUUCAAGCUUAACUAUGGCAGCGUCUCUUUUGGCGCAGAUGGGCAUGGGUUUUGGAUUUGACGCUCCAGCUCCAUCCACAGUACCCGCUCCAAUAAAACCUCAACAUACUAUAAAUAAUGUAAUUAUGCAAAAGAUUAAUGCAUUGGUUGCAGCAAAUCCAGCGUUUUUAACGAGUGGCAUACCAAACCAAUUGCUAUCUCAAUUAUUGAUGCAGCCUGUGGCGGUACCUACUGUUCCACAAGAGGAGGAAGAGGUCGAUUAUGAAGAAAUAGGUGUGGCGGAAACUUAUGCAGAAUAUUGGCCAGCGAAAUUAAAUUUCGGUAAAAAACAUCCCGAUUCUGUAGUAGAAACGGCAUCGUUGUCUUCUGUUGAACCUUGUGAUGUUUAUUAUAAACUGUCGAUACCAUUAGAGACUGUUAACAGUGGCCAAUUGAGUGCACUACAGUUGGAGUCCAUUACCUAUGCAUCACAAGCACAUGAUCAUCUGUUGCCUGAUGGUACGCGUGCAGGUUUUCUAAUAGGUGAUGGCGCUGGUGUUGGUAAGGGCCGUACCAUAGCUGGUAUCAUAUAUGAAAACUAUUUAAAGAGUCGUAAGAAAGCAUUAUGGAUUUCUGUAUCCAAUGACUUGAAAUAUGAUGCAGAACGUGAUUUGUCAGAUAUUGGUGCUGGCAAAAUUGGCUUAUAUGCUUUAAAUAAAUUCAAAUAUGCCAAAAUAUCUUCAGAUGUAAAUAACAAUUGCAAACGUGGUGUAAUCUUUAGCACAUACUCAGCGCUAAUAGGUGAAUCGAAUAAUAAAACUGGUAAAUACAAAUCACGUUUAAAGCAGUUGUUGCAAUGGUGUGGCGAAGAUUUUGACGGUCUGAUUAUAUUUGAUGAGUGUCACAAGGCGAAAAACUUGUGUCCCGUCGGUUCGGGUAAACCAACAAAAACUGGUAUAACCGUUUUAGAGUUACAAAAUAAAUUACCAAAAGCACGAGUUGUAUAUGCAUCAGCAACCGGUGCAUCGGAACCAAAAAAUAUGGCUUACAUGGUGCGUUUAGGUCUUUGGGGGCAAGGCACUGCUUUUGGUACAUUUAAUGACUUCAUUGCAGCAGUAGAAAAACGUGGUGUUGGCGCAAUGGAAAUUGUGGCUAUGGACAUGAAAUUGCGUGGCAUGUAUAUUGCCAGACAAUUAAGUUUUCAUGGCGUUAGUUUCAAAAUUGAAGAAGUUGCAUUAUCUAAAGAUUUUCGUAAAGUUUACGAUCAAUCUGUUGAGUUGUGGGUCGAGGCUAUGCAAAAAUUUACAGAAGCAGCUGAACUUAUUGAUGCUGAAAGUCGCAUGAAAAAGACAAUGUGGGGACAGUUUUGGUCAUCACAUCAGCGUUUUUUCAAGUACCUUUGUAUAGCAGCGAAGGUAAAUCAUGCAGUGCAUGUAGCACGAGAGGCUAUUAAAUAUGGAAAAUGUGUAGUAAUUGGUUUGCAAUCGACUGGUGAGGCGCGUACGCUUGAGCAACUGGAACGGGACGAUGGUGAACUAAAUGAUUUUGUAUCAACAGCUAAGGGCGUAUUUCAGUCUUUGGUGGAAAAACACUUUCCAGCGCCUGAUCGAAAUCGUAUUAAUCGCAUAUUAGGUUUAAAUACUACGGAUGAUAGAAAACUAACAAUACAAGCAAUAAUUGAUGAAGUUAAAAAUAAAUCUAAAAAUGAGGCUUCGUCAUCAAAUAUUGGUAAUAAGCGAAAAGCUGUACGCUCGGAUUCAAGCGAUAUUAAAAAAUCACGUAACAAUUCUUGGGAGGAUUCUGGUGACUCACACAAUUCAUCUGAUGAAUCCGAUUUUAAAUUUACCAACACAGAUUCAGAGAAUUCAGAUCAGGAAGUUAAUUCAGAUAGCUGUGAAUCAUCUGAUUUUAAUCCAUUCUAUAGCGGUUCAGAUAGUGAUAACGACCCAUGGGUUAAUUCACGUGCGAAAAAAAAGAAAAAGAAGAAAGUCAAACCUGUGGAGCAAUUAAGUAAUCCAACAUCUGUAAAUAACAAUGUUACUGCACAAAAAAAGAAAGGUCCUCUAAGCACGCAGGAUAAAAUACAGGAACUUUUGAAGAAAAAACAAGAAUUGAAGGGUACCGUUACCCAAAUAGGUUCAACUGGCAUUCAAAUGCAUUAUGGACCACCACCAAAAGACGCAAUUGAACGUGCUUGUAGUAUGAAAGAAGAACUCUUACGCAAAAUUGAACUUAUAGGUGAUCGUUUACCACCGAACACACUUGAUCAACUUAUUGAUGAGCUUGGCGGACCAGAAAAUGUAGCAGAAAUGACUGGUCGCAAAGGUCGCGUUGUGCAAUCUGAUAAUGGCUCUAUACAAUAUGAAUCAAGAUCAGAACAAGAUGUGCCACUAGAAACACUAAAUAUAACUGAAAAACAGCGAUUUAUGAAUGGUGAAAAAGAUGUUGCCAUCAUAUCUGAAGCUGCUUCUAGUGGUAUUUCUUUACAAAGUGAUCGGCGUGUACGCAAUCAACGUAGACGUGUGCAUAUUACGCUAGAAUUACCUUGGUCCGCUGACCGCGCCAUACAACAGUUUGGACGUACACAUCGUUCAAAUCAAAUGAAUGCACCAGAAUAUAUAUUCCUUAUAUCAGAUUUAGCUGGUGAACGUCGUUUUGCUUCUACCGUUGCUAAACGUUUGGAAUCGUUAGGUGCGCUAACACACGGGGAUCGUCGUGCAACAGAGACGCGCGACUUGUCACAAUUUAAUAUUGAUAAUAAAUAUGGACGUACUGCUUUAGAAACUGUGAUGAAAACUAUAAUGGGCUAUGAGUCACCACUUGUACCACCGCCAACAGAUUAUGUUGGAAAUUUCUUUGAAGAUAUAGCGGGUGCUCUGGUAGGCGUUGGUAUCAUUGUCAACAGUGAAUCGAAUCCUGGUGUUUUAAGUUUAGAUAAAGAUUAUAAUAAUAUAUCGAAGUUUUUGAACCGCAUUUUGGGCAUGCCAGUUGAGUUGCAAAAUCGACUUUUCAAAUAUUUUACUGAUACACUAACAGCUGUCAUUAAUCAAGCUAAACGUGGUGGUAGAUUUGAUCUUGGUAUUUUAGAUUUGGGUGCUGCUGGCGAAAACGUAACUCGUGUGCAACUUAUACGUUUUAUACGUAAACAUGCUACGGGUAAAGCACCAACGGAAUUGCAUACCGUACGUGUGGAGCGUGGCAUGAUCUGGCAAGCGAUACUUAACAAAUAUGCUGAUCUCAACGGUAAAUAUGAUGGCUUUUAUUUAUCACAUCAAACACGCAACAAUAAGCGAACAGCUAUACUGGCUGUUGAAAUUGAGGCAACUGAAACAUCAAAGCAUAAGAAACACGAAAAACCCAGUAAGAAAGAUAUGAUGUUUAGGGUUUAUCGUCCAAAUACAGGGCUACAAGUUCGAAACGAAUCAUUGGCUGAAAUUGAAAAGAAAUACAAAAAAGUUGGUAGCGAGGAAGCAGAGACACAUUGGAUAGCACAGUAUGAUGCUUCAGUCAAUAUUUGUUCGCAUGCUUACUGGAAUGGGAAUUGCAGAAACGUUAACAUGGGUUGUGAAUGUGAGGUGGGCUUACGUCAACGCCUUUAUUAUGUGCUAGCUGGAUCUGUGCUAUCGGUUUGGACACGUGUUGAAAAAAUAUUGGCAAUGCGAAAUGCAAAUAAUAAAAUGCAAGUCGUACGUAUGAAAACAACUGAAGGAGAAAAAAUUGUUGGUACGUUAGUACCAAAAUCAUGUUAUGAAUUGUUAUUGAAGGAUUUAAAAUCUGAUGCCGAAAAAUUUGAGGAAGUCAAUUUUUAAAAAUACACAUAAAAUAUAGUAUAAUUAAGAUAAUACCACCACAAUGCAAAAUA